Molecule: messenger RNA, 5519 nt
Organism: Styela clava
Lineage: Eukaryota; Metazoa; Chordata; Ascidiacea; Stolidobranchia; Styelidae
Biological process (GO): regulation of transcription by RNA polymerase II
Cellular component (GO): nucleus
Molecular function (GO): DNA-binding transcription factor activity, RNA polymerase II-specific; RNA polymerase II cis-regulatory region sequence-specific DNA binding
Source: RefSeq, a predicted model, not a curated record
UGAUACUGUAGAUUUUUAAAGCAUAGGUUUCUUUCAGAUUUGCGAUCCACGCGUACGAAUUGACAACUUUUUUCAGGCAGUCAUCACCGGAAUGUCUGUGGAAUGCCAUUCCAGACAAAACUGAUUCACGUGGCUCUACCCUUUUUUGACAAAAAUCGCGUCUGAACCUGCGAUGAACAAAACUAGGUAUACCUUCGAAAUAGAUGAUACCAGCACAGGAAAGAUUCAUUUUAAACGUAGUGGAAUAAACUUCAUUGUUGCGUUAUUUAAUUUUAAUGAAGAAUAGGUCCUAUGUUAGAUUGGAAUAUUUGAAGUCAUGUGUCAUCAGCGCAGACUUGCUUUUCGAUUUCGAGUGAUUCGCUAGGAGUUUUAUGAAAUCAGUCACUAUCAGAAAGGAUCAAUCACUAUCAAUGUUUAUCGAAUGCAUCGGCAACUCUCUGUAGCAAAUGAAAAUCAGAGAAGAUUCUCCGCCUGGUGCUUAUGUGGUGACAUCGAACGUGAUGGCAAGAAAGUAUACCAAGCCUUCUGAAGUGAUUGAUGCUUGUAUGGAUGUGCUUAGAGAAGAAGGCGGAGAUAAUUGUAUAUUGCAGACGGAGAGCCCAAGGGCAACCACACAAAGGGGUGAGUCCGUUGAUUUGCCUCUUUCGCCCACAAUGGGAGAAUUUGAUCCUGACUUGUUGCACCCAUUUUAUCCUGAUUGCGAAAAAAUUGCGGACAGGACAAUGGGGCAAGGAAUUUCCAGCGUAAACUUGAGUGGAGAUCCAUUUUCACCAGAAAUGCUGUCUCCUUCCAGUAACCCCAGCUUCAGUGGGAGGAACGAUUCAUCAAUGUCCAUGCGGUACCCUCGGCAAUGCGAGGAAAGAGUCGCAGAAAAUAUUGGAUUAAAUUGUGAUAUAGUAACAGGAUCGAAUGAACAAUCUGGUUUCACUGUUCGGAGGCAUUCACAACACGCCCACGUUGGCAGAACAGGAAGGCGUUUCCUGUCUUCCGAAACAAUAGGUUCCAGCUCGAGUUGCAGUCAUAACUAUAUAGCAAAUGUACACAAGCAGGGAGCUGUACUUGUGGACCAUAACCUCGAUGACGCGAGACGAGAGAAUAGCGCCGUAUUUUCGGCUUCCGCUAAAACGGGCGAAGAAGAUCGACGAACUCUCAGAGACAAUAGUUCGUCGACAUUCGAGAGUGUGUUGAAAAGUGUCGUAUCGUCUGGCGUUUCUUGUGAGUUAGAUACGGCCAUAUCUGCAACUCGUUCGCGUCGAGGAAGCGCUAAUAUUCAGUCAAGUGAUAUAUUUACUAACAAAAUAUCACCAAAAAGCCGUAUAUCAAACUAUUCUUCUUGUCGAUUGAACGUGCCACAUGACGAAUUUUUAUCCUGUGAUAUAAGCGUAGACGAGAAAGUGUCUAAUCAGCGCGUCGAUGCGAGCCUACCGAUGACAAAGAAUUACGCAUCGCAUAAAUCUAGCGCGUGUUUGUUAGAAGAAGAGUGGAAGCGGAAGUCAGAAUAUGGCAGUGCUGAUCCAGCAAUGCACGAAGCCAGUUUCGGACAAGCGAGUGACGUACAGUCGUUGAUUUAUUCAGCUAAUAUCGGUAAAACUUACUCAGCCUCGGGCAGUAUAUCAGAUAGAAUUGUUGGCACAACUGAAAAGGUUCGUUUUGACUCAGCAUCUAAUCGGGCAAGCAGACUACCUGUUGGGACGAAAAUAAACUUAAGUCAUGACGAUAGAAGUACUGCUGCCUCCUACGAUGUUGGCACAUCAUAUUUGCCUGUUCAGACACUGACGCGUAAGGCCAAUUGUGCACAAGGUGCUGGGCGGGAAAGGCAAGGUUUAGACAGGCCCAGUGAAAAAAUUGCCGUAAGCAGUUCUUAUUCCAAUGCCCAUGAUUCCUCUGGGGAAGACAAUAAUAAACCUGUUAAUUUAUGUUUACUUCAGGAAAAACGUGAAUAUCAGUUAGGCCAAAAACAGUUUCCUUCUAAAGAUACGAGAAAUAGAGAAUUCCGCAAAUACACUAAAUCUUUUUCAAUUAGACCAAGACCUUACCAACAUUCCAAACGAUUAAACGAAAGUCAGUGUACUGUAGGCGCUGUUUCUCAAGAUAAAAAUCAAAUAUUCGAUUUGGGAUGCAUCGACGAUAAGUCAGACUGGAAUAGAAAGGCAGGAAUUUGUGACAUGGGAGUAGAAAACAGAACUAAUCUGGGAACCUAUAACAAAGAACCAUUCUUAGCUGGAUUUGGACAAAGAAGUACGGCGGAUUCAAAUUUAUCUUCACUAUUUUCAACGAGCGGGUCGUCCCAUAUGAUGGUACAGGACGAAGCUAAAACAUACGCUGUUUUAAGUGGUCGUCACAACGAAGAUCUCAUGAAUCCACACUCAUUGCCAACAAAGGGGUCGUCGCAACAACAGCAAUCUCUUUACCAGCAGUCACGCAUUUCGCACUCCAUCAUAAAUUAUGCUGGCCCACAAGGUCACAGUCCCGAUCUGAGGGCGACCGCAAUGAGUCCUUCUCCUCCAGUACGCGACCAUAGAGCGACUCCAUCAUCAUCUCUUCCGGGCAUCUUACCUUCGUCAACAGUGUUUUCAAAUAUUUUAGUUGGCCGUCAACAGCAUAUUUCUGUUAGUCCUUCCCGGCGAGAGGAGUAUCAUGCACACGAUUCAUUCCAAAGACAUUACGAACAUUUGUCCAACCCCUUUGAACCCGGAAUUUCAGAAUCUCGUCAUUCUUUCCAGCCUCGCCAUCCCUUAUCACUUGAUCACCAUGCUGGAACUUCAACCUUCUCCCCUGUUCAAAUAUCCCCACAGGAUCAUCAACAAGUAUUCUCAUCUCAUUCUGCAUCGAUAAUGCCAUAUGGCGGUUCUCUUCAAAUCGCCCAACACCAAGGAUAUCUGAAGCCUCCACCCGUGCAUUUGGACGAUAUGUCUGACGAAGAACGUGAGCGGAUGCGAGUAAAAAGAGAGCGAAAUAGAGUUGCCGCAGCCAAAUGCAGGAACAGGAGAAGAGAGUUGCUUGAACGUUUGGAAAAGGAAGCAGAGCAGUUGGAACGUGAACAGGAACUUUUGAGAGAAAACGUGCGUCGAUUGCGGGUUCAGAAACUCCAGUUGGGUAACAUGCUGGAGGAACACGAACCAUCAUGUCAAAAAACAAUCAGCGAAGAAGAAAUAAAAACCCUCGAGGAAAAAGAAAGAAAUUCAAACGAUGAUCAGCUUAAGAGCGCAUCGUCUGGUGGAAUGGAUACCAAUGAAUCAUCUGCGUCAAAAAUUUCAUCAUCACCUCCCCAAGUAACAACUCAAGCAUGAAGUUCACUCAUACACGACAAGUUGAGUUUCAUUGUUGGAAUACAUCUUUCGAAGUUAAUAUUGGUAUCUAACCGUCCAAUGUGAACAGGAAAACUCAUGCACAAUUUUUAUCCAUUGUUGUGAUCGUGCACUUACCAAUUUGAUUUUCACCAAGAUGUAUGAGCACGCAUCUCGGUUUUUGGAAGUGAGGACAUAAUAUUACUUUUCUAAAGCAAUGGGUCUCGAUUUCUUCAGUGUGAGGAGGUGGCAAGGACCAAAGUUCACUGCAUAUUUGUAUAAUAUUUUAUUUCCUUUUCCCCAAUUUUUAUGGGUAUCAUGUCUGCUGGAAUUUAUUAUAAAAUUUCAUUCAAGUGUCAGAAUCAUGAACGCAGUGCAUCAUAUUUUGUGCGAUUCUAUGCAAUCGAGAGUGAAUAUAGUCGUUCACUCUAUUAUCACAAUGUUUUUUUUAAGUGAAUUUCCUUUUCAAACCAGGAAAUGGACUUAGCUGCUUGUUUUUCCUUGUGUCGCCACAGAUCAGAGAAUAGGAAUGCUGUGGGUAAAUUCUAACAUUGUGAUCAUAAAAUGUGGUCAAAAAGGAAACAUAUGUUAGUUUGAAAUUUAGAAGGAUUUGUCUUCGCAGUAAAAUCAUAUAAAUUCAACUCUGAUCGAAAAAUCGUUAAACAAUGCAAUUGCUGUUUUUCAAUGCAAGUCUUACUUUCUAUCAAGCGCAACUAAUGUUUCGCGAUUUAAGUAAUAAUUGAACUGACACAACUAAUAUUCAAUAUUUUUAUUCGUCUAAUAUGUUUAUUGCACUACAAUUUUGCCUGUCGAUAAAAUUAAACAUUAUUCGUUUGAAAAACACUCAUAAUCGGUUUACUGGUUGACCAUAUUUACUCACACCAAGCUAUAAGAUUCGCCUGUUGUCAUUGUUCGCAACGCAACACUGUGUAAGAUUUGCCGCUUCAACAGCAGCUAAACACUGUUCUGCCUGGAUUUUCUACCACUGAUUUCGACACGAUGGCGAAUAGUAAUAUUUUCUCAACAACCUGUUGUUUACUAAUUAAUAAACACUACAGAGUUGUUGUUUUUUUCAUUUGUGAGUGAGCUUUUGUGUAUACAUCCGGGUUACAUACUCGAAAACAGGCGUUAUUCCAAAUUGAAAAUUUCAUAUUUCAUGGAGCUAUUGAUUUCUUGAGAAUAUUGUUCAUGAUUAGUUUGUUGUUACUUUUCAAACAAUUGGGGUUAAUUUGAAAACGAAUUGAUCUAACCGCGUAAAGGUAAUUGUAUUAACUUCAACAAUAAAAAUUGCCUCGUUCCAAGUUUAAUAUGUUCUUCGUUCAAAUACUAUCAUCAAACCUAUCGAUUUUAAACCACUUGAAAAUUCCUGAAAUAGGGGGUUUUGCUACAAAAUAGUUUCAGCUGUGUGAAGUAUAUUACCUUGUUAUGUAUAAUAACAAUAAUAAUAUGAUAUUAGAAGGUAAUGAAUGAUAUAGAUGAAAAUUGACUCGAUAUUUUCUCCUGACAUGAUGCAUGUGGAAAUCAGUAAUGAUUUUAUAUCCACUCAAUUUUUGACUCUGGUACUUGAGUUACUUUUGAAAGUAUAUAAUGUAAAGAGCGUGUUCCAUUCUCAGAUCUUUCAUUUUAAUAUAUUUGAGCUUUGUAACCAUUUUUCAGUAUCUGAUUAUAAUUUUUUUUAUUAACUUGAUUGCCACAUUAAUCGUGAAACUGUUCUAAGUAUCGUUUUUGAAUGAAUGCCUGAGGGUAAUUUGUUGGUUUGCACGUAGCUUUUCAACUAAAUCUCAUAUUCCAACAUAUCUCAAUUGACGCCAUUUUAUUUGGACGCAAUGUUGUUAUGGGAGACCAUUUUGUUGUUUUUAUUUUGGGAGACCAUUUCAAUUUAUUGGGGAUUAAAUAAUUCUAGAUUUGAUGCAACGAUAUCAUUUUUACUUAGGAUUUAAAUAGAAUAAUUCAUUUAACAUUUCAAAAAUGUUCUUGCGGGUUUGCGCAAAUGGUCUUCCCUCAAAUGACAUUGUCGUAUUUUUUCUCUAUUUAUUUUCAUUUAUUUAUACCGUUUCACACUGAACUUUAUGACAGCUCUACUGCAACUUAAGAUAAGUUUUAACUUUGUAUUUGUUUAUUAUUUGCUGUGGAAUUUGAUCGUACAUACCUUGUAGCAUUCGUUUUGUUGCUUUUGUGCAAUACGGAGAUUUUUUGCUUAAUGAUGUCAGUACACGGAGUAAAAAUAUUGUA